AUGCUAGCACGAAACCUCACUGCUGCGUUUUCCGAACAGCUCCGCGCUGUCAUGAAUAACAAUAAUCCUGCUCCACAACAAGUAUUGGAUGAUAUGGCAGAUCAAAUAAAAAAUCUACGGGAACGGAUCGAGCCCCCUAACGAGACACCCAAAUCCCACGAAUCUCAAGAUGGGAACUCGGAGAUGUCACGUUCCAGCAAGAGAAACAAGAGGCGACGGGAGAGACCAAGGACUCACACAAGCCUCGGCAGAAGUGAUCCUAGAGACAGAGAGUCUAAAACCGCCUCUCAAGAUGCCCGUACUUAUUUAGAAAGCAAAAAGCAUAAGGCAUCCGAAAGCAUCCAGUCACUGGUGGAUCGACGGAGGGAAGAGAGGAAGAGGGCGCAGCUGGUAGGAUCCAACCAUCCAGCGAGUCCUGUAACCAUGCCGCGGAACGAAGAUGAGGUCAAAAUCCUCCCUGGAGAUCCUACGCCCAUAAUCUCUCCAAUGGCUCCUGAAAUACUUAACAUUCCCAACCCGGGGAAAAUAAAAAUCCCAAAUAUGGCGGCGUUUGACGGAACGUCAUGCCCUGAAGAACACUUGAUGGCGUACAAGAACCUGAUGCUAGAAGGCAAAUUUCUAGGCCACUUUAUAGCCUCAAGAAGGCAGGAGAAAUCAAAUUUCCACCUACUAAGUGUCACUCAAUUGGAAGGAGAAUCCAUAUCCUCCUAUCUGAAGAAAUUCCAUGAGGCGGUGCUAGAGGUGACAGAUUUAGAGGAAUCAGUCGCCUUAAACGCCCUUAUCAAUGGAAUGAAGGCUCAAAGGCUCAAGUUCCAGUUGGUGGAAAGCCAGGUCAAGACAUAUGCGGAGGCCAUGAAGCAAUGUCAAAGUUAUGUCACGGCCUCCGAGGUAUGUCAGGCACACGACCCCAAGAGGCGGAAGUCUGACAAGAAAGACGCCGCAACCCCCCACCAAUCCUCGAGGAACAGAGAAGAGCACCAGCCGAGGAGGGAAAGAAAUCACACGCCGCGUCGUCCCGCGCCCCCUUCAGAUAUGGGACCCCCGCGUUCCCAUCACAUUUAUACCGCGGCAGGGGAAUCCAGAACACGCAAUUUGUUAGACGGAGGAAACGACCCGAUGUUUAAUCGAAACAGAAGGGAUAUUUUCUUUGCCGUUCGCGACAAGUUGCCAACUCCACCUCCCACUACCACUCCUUCCAACAGGCGCAAUUACAAUUUGUGGUGUGACUACCACAAAGAGCACGACCACACCCUCGCCCAAUGUCGCGAACUCAAGCGUAUCUUGUAUCAGCUGGCCGAUGAAGGAAAGCUUUCCAGGUUCCUCAACAAGAGGGACUAUGACACGGAAGAAGGAGCAAACAGAAGGCAGUGGAAUCAAAGACGCGGAUCCCCCAAGAGGGAAGAGGCAAGGCGCGAAGGUUCCCAUACGCAAGGGACCAUCAACAUGAUUUUUGGAGGAUACACCGAGGAAUAUCCUACCGUCCGCGCUGCAAAAGACAGUGUUCAUACUCUGCUGAAAAGACCAACAACGACCGUAAUCGGCGGGCCGGUCAUGAAGUUUGAUGCCACGACCUCUCAAACGCUGCAACAGCCCCAUACUGACCCUCUGUUCGAGGAAAAGCACUUGCAGCCCCUCGAUAAGCCGCUGAUCGGGUUUGGGGGAAGUCAGGUCAUUCCGCUAGGAACGAUCAUUCUCCCCGUGCGCGUGGGAGAAAGAAGUGAAAGCAGGACCCUGCCCAUACGUUUCACGGUAGUGGAUCUCGCUUUCCCUUACAACGCCAUCAUGGGACUUCCCCUCAUUAACAAGAUCAAAGCUGCAAUCUUCCCUCAUCAACUCUUGUUACAAUUCGAACGGGACGAUGGGAAAGUUGGCAUCCUCAAGGGAGAUCAGAUAACGGCACGCCAAUGCCUUAUAAACACUCUGAAGCGCGGACACUCCGCGACACCCGCCAAAAGGGAAAGGGAAGAUCAAGACGCUCCCGCUGUCAUGAGCGUUUAUAUGGAAAACCCUAGCACACACGAAAGGCCUCGCCCCAUAGAAAGAUACGAGGCAGUAGACAUGUUCGAGGGAAAGCAACUAAAGAUAGGGAAAGAUCUUCCUGGUACGAUUAAACAAGAAAUCGUGGCCACCAUUGUUGAGUUCCGUGACGUCUUCGCCUUCAGCACGGAAGAAAUACCUGGCAUCCCUACUAGCGUCAUGUGUCAUAAACUUGACAUAAGACCAGGCCACAAACCAGUAAAGCAGAAGCUGCGGCAUCAAGGAAAAGAGCGGACCGAGGCUGCCAAAGAGGAAGUUGAAAAAUUAUUGAGAGCCGGAUUCAUUAGAGAAUGCAAAUACUCCGAUUGGCUAUCCAAUGUCGUCCUCGUGAAGAAACCAAACGGCAAAUGGAGGAUGUGUGUCGAUUUCACGGAUUUGAAUAGAGCCUGCCCCAAGGACGACUAUCCACUUCCCAAAAUAGAUCGCCUGGUGGACUCCACAGCAGGCCAUGCGCUAUUAAGUUUCAUGGAUGCCAAUGCCGGAUAUCACCAGAUUCAAUUGGCGCCGGAGGACCAAAUACACACGGCCUUCAUUACUAGCAUGGGUGUCUACUGCUACAAAGUCAUGCCCUUCGGGUUAAAAAAUGCAGGAGCCACCUAUCAAAGGAUGCACGCUGCGGACUUGCGUGAAACGUUCAAUACCCUCCGUAAACACCAGAUGAAGCUCAAUCCGGACAAGUGUGUGUUCGGGGUCACCGGAGGAAAAUGUCUCGGCUUCUUGGUAGACGAACGGGGCAUCGAGGCAAAUCCGGAUAAGAUUCAGGCCAUUCAAAACAUGAGAUCCCCCACCUCCGUAAAAGAAGUGCAAAAGCUUACGGGGUGCAUAGCCGCACUAGGAAGAUUCCUUUCAAAAUCGGCAGACAAAUGCUUACCUUUCUUCAAAACAAUAAAGCAACAGAAAUUCGAAUGGACCGCGGAAGCAGAAGAGUCUUUCCGUCAGCUUAAGGAGCACUUAUCGGCCUUGCGAAAACUAGUUUCGCCCAUCAAUGGGGAAAAGCUAGUCUUAUAUGUCUCUGUCUCCGAGUACUCGUUAUCCGGAGUACUUGUGGCGGAAAGAGAAAAGAAGCAGCUUCCAAUAUACUAUGUGAGUCAUGCAUUCCGCGGCUCAGAAGGGAACUAUUGCGAAGUGGAAAAGGUCAUAUUUGCGAUAGUGAUGGCCAGCAGGAAAUUAAAGCCAUACUUUCAGUCCAACCCGAUCAUUGUCCGGACUGAUCAACCUUUGAAAAAGAUCCUUGAGGGGAAAAACAAGUCGAGCCGCGUCACAGAUUGGGCAAACCAGCUAGCAGAUUUCGGCAUCGAGUACGAGUCUCGAACGGCAAUUAAAGCACAAGCCUUGGCUGACUUUAUUGCUGAAAGCACUUCCCCCCCUCCUGCUGAACUUAAUCGAGAAUGGAAAUUGUAUGUAGACGGGUCUUCAACACAAUCGGCGAGUGGGGCCGGGCUCCUCAUUGUGUCUUCCGCCGGGGUCCGCAUGGAAAGGGCGGUCAGAUUUGAGUUCGCGGCAUCCAACAAUGAGGCCGAGUAUGAAGCAUUACUGAUGGGGCUGAAAAUCUGCUACGAGGCAGGGGCUAAAGAAUUGGCCGCAUUCUCGGAUUCCCAAUUGAUAGUGGGGCAAGUAAACGGGGAAUUCGAGGCUAAAGAUGAUAGCAUGAAAAUGUAUCUGCAGCAAGUGAAGGACUUUAUUCCAAAGUUUGACAACUUCACGUUUGAGCACAUUCCACGAUCCCAAAAUGCCCAGGCCGAUUCCCUAGCAAAACUUGCCAGCUCCGCAGAUACUUCCGCGGCUCGUGAUAUAAUUUGGGAAGUGCUCCCCAACCCCAGCAUCAACCUCAUGAUCAACACCAUCGACAGAUCUGAAACAUGGAUGGGGCCAUACGUUAAGUACUUGCAAGAUCAAACGCUCCCCCAGGACGAGAAUCAGGCCAAAAUGCUCCAGAAGAAAGCCAAAUGGUUCGAACUUCAUGAAGGAACGCUUUAUAAAAAAUCAUACACACAUCCCCUCCUGAAAUGUGUUGCUCCUGAAGAAGGAAAUUAUAUCCUACGAGAAAUACACGAAGGCGGAUGCAGAAUACACCAGGGAGUGCGAACGGUCAUUAGCAAAGUCCUUAGAAGUGGUUAUUAUUGGCCUUCACUCCGGAAAGACGCGGAAGAGUUGAUCCUACGGUGUCCUGAAUGUCAGUAUCACUCAAAGAAAGGGAGAAAACCCUCUAAUUACUUGACCGUCUUGCAAGCCGUCCUGCCAUUCGACAAGUGGGGUAUGGAUCUCCUUGGCCCUUUUCCACCAGCAAAGGGGCAGCGCAAGUUCAUCAUUGUGGCUAUUGAUUACUUCACUAAGUACGUAGAAGCAGAGGCUCUUAGUUCGAUCACAGACAAGCAAGUCUGCCAGUUUUUAUGGCGGAACAUCAUCACAAGAUACGGCAUACCGAGGGUGAUCAUCACGGAUAAUGGAAGGCAAUUUGUCAGCAAGAACACCAUUGAGUAUUGCGACAAAUUCCACAUCCAAAUCAGAUUUAGUUCUGUGUCCAGGCCGCAAACUAACGGUCAGGUAGAGUUCGCCAACAAGGAGAUACUAAACGGUAUCAAAAAGAAGAUAGAAGGUGUGAAGGGUAAUUGGGAUGAAGAACUACCCGGAAUCUUAUGGGCCAGUCGAACCACCAUAAAAGAGGCCACGGGGCACACACCGUUCUCUUUAGUGUACGGGUCCGAAGCCCUAAAUGUUCCUUGUACGCAACGUCGACAAGUCGGACCCUCUGAUAAGGGUCCUGAAGUUCAACCUGCCGCGACGUUGAUGAAUCGGACCCUUAAAUUGGUUCCAAGGUCGAAAUUGUCAAAUCUACAAGUUCAAGCCGUGACAUCAAUUAAAGGCUGUUUCCCGCCUAAUGAGGGAGAGAAGCCCCGGCCAGUGAAAGAAAGUUUGAAAUAA
Molecule: messenger RNA, 4959 nt
Organism: Amaranthus tricolor (Joseph's coat)
Lineage: Eukaryota; Viridiplantae; Streptophyta; Magnoliopsida; Caryophyllales; Amaranthaceae
Exons: 5
Coding region: 1-4959 (1652 amino acids)
Biological process (GO): DNA integration
Molecular function (GO): RNA-DNA hybrid ribonuclease activity; nucleic acid binding
Source: RefSeq, a predicted model, not a curated record